AAACCGGAAAACGACAAAAAUUCUCCAGAGAAACAAACAUGGAGCACAAUGGAGGAGCUCCUCCUCGCCUGCGCCGUUCACCGUCACGGUACUGAUUCAUGGGAUUCCGUCGCCGCCGAAAUCCAGAAACAGAACUCCAUUUUCCGUACACUCACAGCCUUCGACUGUCGUCACAAGUACUGCGAUCUCAAGCGCCGAUUCUCUUGUGAACUCGUCUCUCCGGGAUCUACAGAGGGAGAAGAAACCGUCGACGCCGCCGAGAUCUCUUCCGUUCCAUGGCUUGAGGAGCUGAGAAAGCUCCGUGUCGACGAGCUCCGCCGCGAAGUCGAACGUUACGAUCUAUCCAUCUCGUCAUUGCAGUUGAAGGUGAAGAGAUUGGAAGAUGAGAGAGAGGAGAGCUUGAAGAUUGAAGAUUCAGAUCUAGAUAAAAUCGCGGAGACGAAAGAGAACCACCGUGAUUCGGGUAAUACCUCCGGUGCCGUCCCGGUCGAUGAGCCGGUUAAUUCUCCAGAUCCAAAGGACAAUAAUACCGGAACCGGAUCUGAUAACACGAACAUAGAUGUUAAAAUCGCUGAACCGGUGGACGAAGAACCGAACCGGAUAGACAACGAUGAGAAACCGGUAAGAGAGGAUUCGGGUAGAGGAAGCUGCGAGAGCGCGGCGAACUCGGACAGAGAAGACACAGUAAGAGAGGGGAAUGACUUGCCCGAGUUUAUUGAGUCAAUGGAAGAGUCGAAGGGAGAGGAAGAAACGAAAGAAACGAGUGACGUGCAGAGCUCGGCGAGCUUACCGAGGAAGGAGACGGUAGAACAGGACCAACCGGAUAACGAGGAUCAAUCUCCGACCGUCAAUAUGUCAGUGCCUAUGAUAGCUUGUCGGAAACGUAGUUCCUUGGCUGUUAGAACUUCAGCGUCAGUCACUGAACCGUCAAAGAAAAAGACUAAAGUAGCUUCCACAGUCGAUGAGAAGCCAGUUUCAGAGGAGGAGGAAGAUGAAACUUCUGAUAAAGAUGAGGAACCUAUUGUUUCUAAGAAGAUGACUAGAGCAAGAGCACCCUCAACAGCCAAAAAAGUAGGAAGCAGAAACGUUAAGACCAGUUUGAAUGCUGGUCUCCCUAGUAAAGGCCGGUCUUCAAACGAUAGCUCUGAGCCGAAGAAAAUUGUUCAAGAAAAGAAGGGGAACAACACGAGUGGUGGCUCGAAAAAGCAAAGUGCUGCUAGUUUUCUUAAAAGAAUGAAAGGGGUUUCAUCAUCUGAAAAUGUUGUAGAGACAGUGAAGGCUGAUUCCGCUAAUGGAAAAAGAGGAGCUGAACAGAGGAAAAGUAUUAGUAAGAAUGAAAAAGUGGAUGCAGCAAAACUGUCUGCAGGUCAGAAACGAUUAAUUGGGAAGAAGCCAACAAUUGAAAAGGGUAGUCCUGCUAAAAAAACUACUGGUGUCGCUUCUAAAAGGUCUUCUCCUCUGAUAGCAAAACGAGACAGUGAAACUAGUGAAAUGGAAACAGGCUCUUCUACUCGGCCGAAGAAGCGUUCAAGGAGGUGAUGAUUUAUUGCAGUACUUAACUAUCUUCUAGAGGAUCAAGAAUUUUCUAAGAAUUUCACAAGGCAGUCAUAUAAAGGAGUGUUGGAAUUGUUUAUGCAUUUCUCUGAUUCCAGAUAGCAGCAAAAUAUGAGUUUAGAAGAUUGUAGAAAGAGCCAAAGAUGUCAAACAAGGUUAUAAGAGUGUUCCGGUCUGGAAUGUUGUCAUGCAUCUGUCAUCUCAGCAUCCUACUGCACAUGACCCUUUCCCUUAUCAACGUUUCUGAUGAUAGGAAUCCCAGUGCUCGUCUUGCCAACCUAAUAGAAGUUUUAUUGAGAAGUUGUGUCAGUGAAAGGGUUAAGCA
Camelina sativa (false flax) is the source of this 1879-nucleotide messenger RNA. The record is from RefSeq and is a predicted model, not a curated record. NCBI's taxonomy places the organism in Eukaryota, Viridiplantae, Streptophyta, Magnoliopsida, Brassicales, Brassicaceae.